Bicyclus anynana (squinting bush brown) is the source of this 4636-nucleotide messenger RNA. RefSeq names its product SET and MYND domain-containing protein 4. Bases 1323 to 3041 code for a protein of 572 amino acids. Lineage: Eukaryota; Metazoa; Arthropoda; Insecta; Lepidoptera; Nymphalidae. The record is from RefSeq and is a predicted model, not a curated record. The transcript is spliced from 2 exons. Gene Ontology annotation, molecular function: protein binding.
AUCUACAUUUAGAAAACCUUGAGUCUGAGGCUAUUAAGACAUCUGUGCUAUUAAUGUCUAUGGGACGGGAAAAACUUAUAUUCAGCGUUACCAAUAAGUGGAAAUCUCCCCAAAUUGCAGGAACUUUCAACAAUUGGAGUAUUAUUAGGGGAAUGAGUAGGUAGGUAUGUAGUAAGUAUGCAGGGAAUAUUUAAUUAUGUAUUUGCAUCUACACUCAGUAUUUUAUAUAUAUAUAUAAAUAAGUGGGGUUUUCCUUCCUGACGCUAUGUCAGAUACAAGUUCGUAAUUUGUCCUCUCGAGUGUAAGCAGUGCAGCAUGGUUACACACGCCUUUAAGGGUUAAGCUUUUAAUUUGUGUAAAUGUUUGUCAUACUUCAAAUUACCGUUAUGAAAAUUGGACUAUCAGUUAAAUGAAAAAACUCAUUUAUUUUAAUAAUUUUGAAAUUCUACCCCUAUGAAGUUAAAUAAGCAGGGGAUGAAAGUGGUAGUCAUGGUGUACCGUGUAGUACUUCCUCGUACAAUCUCGAUCUCAAAAAAUGCUCUAGGUAGGUAUUAUUAAUGUGCAGUGUAAUGGGGUUAAAAAAGAAAUGAAAAUUUACUCAUGUUCUGGCUGACGAACUCGCGGGCGUAGUAUUGAAUAAAAUCAAUUAAGUACAAAAAUAUUAAAUUGAAAUUUAGCAAAAGUUCUAGUAAAUGUAAAUCAAACGCAUGAGGAUAAUGGGAGUUGGGAUUACGCUUCUAUUUUCAGGGAAUUGUGAUACUUUAGAUGGGCAAUGUUACUUAAUUGUCAAGCUGAUCGGCUGUCACUGUCAGUCAUCAUUAUUUUUAGUUUGACGUUUGUGAUCAAGUUAUAAGAAGAAAGACGAAAAUCGUAAUUCCUGAUUCAUCGACUAAUCUGGACUUGGACUAAUAAUUUAAUUAAUCGUCAGUAUUUCCCAGUACUCAGUACUCACAAUUUUUAUUUGACGUCCGUGACUUCAACCGUAUAUCAACAUUAAGAUUUUGUUUGAACGAUUGUUGAUGUUGUUUCAUUUAAUCAGUUUUAGUUGUUUUGUAAUUUGUUUGGUGUUAUUGAAUUAGAUGUUAUUUAAAACUGAAAUAAAAAAUAACUUAUUGUAAGUGUUAAUAAAUAACAGGUACCUAUUCAGUUAGAGUAAGUACCUACUAUUUUAGUUUUUCCUCGCUCAUAUGCUCCUGUGUUAACACACAACACAAUUUGUGAUAACACAUUACAAAUUGUUUAAUGUAAGUUUGAUAAUUUAUACUUACCAAAUACUCUUUCAAAUAGGAAGUUAAUUCCAAGUGUUAAAGCAGACUACAGAAAUGUUUGAAACUUUGCAAUAUUUACAAGAGCUUGUCAAGAAAUCCGGUACUGAUGAUAAAAUAUACGAUGGUAUGGCGAAAGAUGAUCUGUCUGAGAUGGUAAUGCCUGUGCUGAACAUCUAUAAAUAUACUAUUGCUUUACCUGCUACAUUAGAGUUUAUUCACAAGAGUGAUUCCAAGUCAACGUCGUUUCGCAACUUGGGGAAUGAUUUUUAUAAAAGAGGCUAUUAUCAAAAAGCUUUGGCGUCGUACAAUCAAGCGUUAUUAUAUGCGUCGAAGAACUCAACAGAAAUGAAACUUGGUUAUAGUAAUAGAUCUGCAUUAUUCAGCACGUUACAAUUGGGAUCUGCCUGCAUAAAUGAUAUUGAAAAAGUAUUUGCUAUGGGUUGCCCCAUUGAGAUUAAGGAAAAGUUGAUUAAAAGGAGAAUGGAAGCACUCCCACUUCUGUUUGACGAAGAGUUGCAUAAAAAAAUUAAGAGCGGUGUGUCAAGAGAUAUUGCAGACCCAAAUGCAACAAAAUAUAAUAGCCUAAUACCGUGUGUAAAUUCUGAUGUUAAUAUUGACAGUUCUACAGAUAAGCCUAAAGUUGUUGCUUCUGCGAAUAUGAAAGUUGGUUCUGUUGUUGGAUCAGAAACAGCAUACGUAAGCCUCACAUCGAGUCCAAACAAUUUUGUCUCUUGUCAUUUCUGCCAAAAAAAAGCAUUGAAUUUAAUACCAUGCGAAGGUUGCUGUUGUGCAUUAUUUUGUGAUGAAGAAUGUAAAAAGAAAUGCAUGGAAGAAUAUCAUGAGGAUGAGUGUAAAAUUAUAGAUGCCAUUGAAGAUGGUUGCUUGCCUACAAUCAAUGUUGCAAUAGCAGUUAAAGCAUGCUUUAAAUUAAGAAGAUCCUGUAAAUCAUGGAAUGAAUUCAUCACUGCCUCCAAAAAUAUGGGAAGCGACAGAAUAAAAUCUAGUUCUUUCAAAGAGAUAUAUGGCACUAAUAAGUAUUCCAUUUUAUCUAUCAACGAUGAUAGAGUUUUUGUACAUGGCACCCUUUAUAAUUCCUGUUUUCUAUGUGCUAUUGUAUUAUAUUGUCUAGAUUUAACACCUUCGUAUCUACCAAAGGACACUGUUGAAAGAGAACAAUCCAUAAAAGCACUGGCCAGAGUUAUUAUGUUCAUAGCUACAUACCAAAAAGUUUUUCCCAUAAUUCAAAAUGAACAUAACUUGAAAUUGGAUGAAAGCUAUUAUGCCGAAAUAAAAAAUAAUGGAUUAUAUCCAUUUAUUGCAAAAUUGAAGCACUCUUGCAGUUCAAACUUAAUGUUGGCCACCAAUAAUAAUAGAUUAGUAAUGAUAGCUAUUCGGCCAAUCAAAAAAGGGGAUGAACUGACUGUACCUUUUUUAUGGCCCAGACUUGAUGCUCCUAUACCCAAAUGGAUUCUGAAUAAAAACUCAUUUGUCAAUUAUGGAACCGUAUGUGGAUGCACCAGAUGUGCUAAUGAUUCUGAAGAUAUAAAAAAUAAUGAUCAGCUCUCCGAGUACCAAAGAGAAUUUAUCUCUCAACGUGUAGACCACAAAAACUACACACACGCAGAGAUAUCGAAAAUUUUAGCAGUUCUUGACAAUGUGCGUGACUCGAAAGUAUACAAUAUUUUUUACCAAUAUUUCCGUACUAAUAUUAGUGUAUUUGAACUUUUUAAUGGUGGCAACAUAGUUCUUGAUAACAGUUUUGAUAGAAAGUAGAAAUUAUCCAUUUAGCCCGUAUAGCCUAAUAGGCCGUACAGACUACUUUAGUAUUUUAGUUGAGUACGAACGAUUUUUGGGCGGUAAAUUAAAAAAUCGUUCAUGCUCUACUAAAAUACUAAAGUAGUCCUAAUGGAGAUGAUGACUAGGUUGGAAUAUAUUGAUUUUUAUAAUAAAUUCGGAUAAAUAAGGUCAAAGUUAACUAAUUUAUACAUAAAAAGCAAAGAUUGACUGGGUAUUUGCAAAAAAAAUAAGAUUAUAAAAUUUCAAAAUCUAAUAAAAAUCUUUUAUGGUUAUUAGAUAAAAAUUCAUACACUUUUAGCUUACUUACAUUAAAUGUGUCAUUUUUCGAAAAAUGAACUAUUAACAUAAACGCACAAAUAACAAAGAUAUUAGUAAUUUUGUUUGAACGCCCAUACAAAUCUAACGAUCAGCGAGCCAACGACGUCACUAACUCGUGCCAUUUUGUAUGGAGCGUUUUUCAGGGAUCCGCGGCAGCGCCGCAAAUCUGACUCUUUAAAUCCCUGUAGCUCCGAAAGUAAUGAUCGCAGAUACCCUGUUCCUUUUACAAAAUUGCUUUACUAUUAGUAUACUCUUAAUUUAUAUACAAUUUAAAAAACUGUCAUCAUCCCUAUUUGGAUUUCUAUAGUAAACUAAGUACCAGCGCUUACAAUCAGUUAUCUAAUGUAGGUACUUACAUAUGUAAGAUUAGGAAUGCUGCGCUGGUGCAGUGUAACAAAUUCAAACAAGCCUGUGUUUAAUCUUGCAAAUUAUAUAUAAAUACUAAUAAUAUAUAAAUUACGUGUUACAUUGUUUGUCAGCGAUGGACUCGUAAAUUACUUGACCAAUUUUAAUCAAUUUUGUUCACCGUCUGCAGUUUGAUCCAACUUGAAAAAUUGGAUAGCUUAGGUAGGUACAUCAAGGUUUCUCAAAAUGGGGUACGCGAACGCCUAGGGAUUUGCCAUUCGACGGCAGGGGGUUCGCGACAAGAUUUACGUAAUGGAGGCUUGAUAACUGAUACCAAGUCAGAAUUAAGGUUAAAAUUGGCCUAAAUUACUCCUAACAUUGAAUCCACUGGCGACUGUCACUUGGAAAUUUUAACAGAGGUUCGUGGAGCCGAAAGUUUGAGAAACCCUGGCUUACAUGAUACAUUUCAAGGGUGGGGUAGGGGAAGACUAGUGUUAGCGUAGGAGUAAGCCCUGAAUGUUCCAUUCGUCCUUUUUUUUAUUUUUUUACUUUGAUGUCCUUUUUUUUAUUUUUUUACUUUGAUGUCCUUUUUUUAUCAACCCGUCUAGCAAAACAACGUUUGCUAACGGCCAGUUUCUUCAUCGUAAGUAACAGUCAAAGUAACGUCAUAAAGCAAAAGUGACUGUCUUAAUCACGGAAAAAUAAAUACUACUGUAAAGUCUUCUUUACUACUGUAAAGUCUUCUUUACUACUGUAAAGUCUUCUUUACUACUGUUACUUUAGCUUCACAUGAAGAAACUGGCUGUUAGUCAGCUAGUAUUAAUAUCAUAUAAACUGUUGUAAAAGAUAAUAAUCUGUACAUACUUAAAUAUAUUAGUUUUGUAGUAGUAAAAAUUAACUUAUUAAGA